Cavia porcellus (domestic guinea pig) is the source of this 3125-nucleotide messenger RNA. Its product is annotated as zinc finger protein 431-like. The transcript has 4 exons. The coding region runs from base 580 to 2250 and encodes 556 amino acids. The record is from RefSeq and is a predicted model, not a curated record. Gene Ontology annotation, biological process: regulation of DNA-templated transcription. Lineage: Eukaryota; Metazoa; Chordata; Mammalia; Rodentia; Caviidae.
GGCUAAGGUAGGCGGUUUCUUCCGGUGUCAUGGCGUCUAUUGAGUUUCCGGAGCAAAACCGGGGGAGCUAGAUGUUUGCUAAACUGCGUUUCGUGGCUUCAGUUUGCUGUGGACUGCUUAGAAAGAACCUGGGAGACCUUCGAGCUGUGCAAUGGUGACGUUAUGUAAUGGCAGCAGUGAAAUGGGGUGGAAGCAGGUUGAGACAGUUAGAAGUGGUGAGAUGGACCUGUGCUGUCUAGAGCCUGCUUGCUUGGCUUCAGACCCUGAGGUCCUCUAAGGCUAACAGCGAGUCCUCUGUCCCUUUUACCUCUCGCUGGAGCCAGGACAGUUCUGGAUCCCUAGAACGCCGUCGCCACUGUGACACCACCAGGCCACAGUGCCAUUUUUCAAAUCGCUUGCUGUCCUUGCUCCUCCAACGGUCUGGGCACAGAAAUGGGCGUGGGGAGACCCUGACUCUGAUGUGGUUUCCAGCUGAGUGCAGCUGUGGAGGCGGUGACCUUUGAGGAUGUGGUUGUGAACUUCAGCAAUGAGGAGUGGACUUUGCUGAGUCCAUCCCAAAAGAACCUCUACAGAGAUGUGAUGGGGGAAACCUUUAGGAACAUGGCUGCAAUAGGAGGACUUGGGGAUAACCAGGAAGCUGAAAAAGAAUGCAAAAUUUACUGGAGAUACUUAAGAAAUGACAAGCUAGGAAAUUUCUAUGGAUAUACAUCUUGGAAUCCGUGUAAAGAAGUAUUGCUUUUUACUGCAGAAGGUAAUGCGUGUGAGAAAGAAACAGAAACACAACACGAUGUUCAGAUCCAUGAAAAAUAUUGCAAUGGAGGGACACAUGAUUCAUUUAACCAAUGUGGGAAAGGUUUUAUCACACAUGGAAUUUGUAAGAAACAUGAAAGAAUUCACAGAAAAGAGAGACCCUAUGUAUGUAAGCAAUGUGGGAAAGCUUUUACAACACGUACAUAUUGUCCAGUAAAUGAAAGUCUUCACUCUGGAGAAAAACAUUAUAUAUGUAAGCACUAUGAGAAAGCAUUCAGUACAGGUACUUAUUGUGUAAUCCAUGAAAAAGUUUACACUGGGCAGAAAUCGUAUACAUGUAAGAAAUGUGGAAAAGCUUUUAGCAGUAACAUUCAUUGUCAAAUACAUGAAAAUUUUCACACUGGAGAGAAGCCCUAUGUAUGUAAGGCCUGUGGGAAAUCUUUUGCCACACGUGGAGAGUGUAAAAAACAUGUAAGAAUUCACACUGGAGAGAAACCCUAUGUAUGUAAGCACUGUGGAAAAGGUUUCACCCAACGUGUAAAUUGUAAGAAUCAUGAAAGAAUUCACACUGGAGAGAAGCCCUAUGUAUGUAAGCAAUGUGGGAAAGCUUUUACCACACGUGGAGGUUGUAGGGAACAUGAAAGAAUUCACACUGGAGAGAAACCCUAUGUAUGUAAGGACUGUGGGAAAUCUUUUACCACACGUGCAGAGUGUAAAAAACAUGAAAGAAUUCACACUGGAGAGAAACCCUAUGUAUGUAAGCACUGUGGAAAAGGUUUCACCAAACCUGGAAAUUGUAAAAACAAUGAAAGAAUUCACAAUAGAGAAAAACCUUAUGUAUGUAAGCAAUGUGGAAAAGGUUUCACCCAACCUGGACAUUGUAAGCGACAUGAAAGAAUUCACACUGGAGAGAAACCCUAUAUAUGUAAGGACUGUGGGAAAUCUUUUACCACACAUGGAGGUUGUAAGCGACAUGAAAGAAUUCACACUGGAUUGAAACCCUAUGUAUGUAAGCACUGUGGAAAAGGUUUCACCCAACCUGUAAAUUGUAAGAAUCAUGAAAGAAUUCACAAUGGAGAAAAACCAUAUGUAUGUAAGGAAUGUGGGAAAGCUUUUAGCCAACAUGCUCAUUGCAAGCAACAUGAAAGAAUUCACACUGGAGAGAAACGCUAUGUAUGUAAGCAAUGUGGGAAAGCUUUUACCAGACAUGGACGUUGUAAGGAACAUGAAAGAAUUCACACUGGAGAGAAACCCUAUAUAUGUAAGCAAUGUGGGAAAGCUUUUAGCCAAUAUGCUCAUUGCAAGCAACAUGAAAGAAUUCACACUGGAGAGAAACCCUAUGUAUGCAAGCAAUGUGGGAAAGCUUUUACCACACAUGGAGCUUGUAAGCGACAUGAAAGAAUUCACACUGGAGAGAAACCCUAUGUAUGUAUGCAAUGUGGGAAAGUUUUUACCCAACAUGGACAUUGUAAGAAACAUGAAAGUUCACACUCAAGAUAAAACCAGUGUAUGUAAGCAUCAUGAAAAUGGUUUGAGCAUACGUACAUAUUGCAUAAUGCAUAAAAAACUUUACACUGAUCAGAAAACUUAUAUAUGUAAGGAACGUGGGAAAGGUUUCAGCAGAAAUGCUCAUUAUCCAAUACAUGAAAUAAUUCACACUGUUAAGAAACCCUAAUGUAUGUGAAGAAUGUGGGAAAGCUUUCACCACACAUGGAUAUUGUAAAAUACAUCAAUGACUUCACACUGGUGAGAAACCCUAUGUAUAUAACAAUGUGGCAAACCUUUUACUGCAUACAGUCAUUGCAAAACACAUGAAAGAACUCACACUGGGAAGAACCACUGGCUAUGUAAGCAAGUGUAGAAACUUUCAGCAGCCAGACUGAAAGUGAAGUACAUGAAGAAACUCACACUUGCGAUAAAUCCUAUGUGUUAUGGGAAUACUCUCAGCACACAUGAUGAUUGUUACAUAUCUGAAAGAGCUCACUGGGCUUACUGUGGUUUUGCAAUGUGAGAAAUAUGGCAGUUCAUAUUUGUUGUUAAAAACACAGAAAAAGCCUCACUGGUCAGACUGUUUAGCCCUAAGUCUACUUUAAAAUUCCAAGGAGACCUGAAGAAAUAAUCAGUACAGAAAUUUGAUGUCAAUAUUUCUUCACAGAUUUUCCAGAAACGACAAAUCUGAGGUGGAACUCUCCUCAAGUGCACAUGUUAUAUGGUUUUCAGUUAAUCACUUGUACCUCUAGAUUGUUUUAAAUUGUCUUUGUGCUUCAACAUGGCAUCUUGUAAUUAAACAUGGUAAAUUGAAAUGUGCUUCUCACUUUCAAGUAUGGAUAGCAUCUAUGUACUGAAUGUUUUGUCAUUAAAACUUUAUUUUUAUA